This is a messenger RNA of Mucor mucedo, 687 nucleotides long. RefSeq lists its product as uncharacterized. NCBI's taxonomy places the organism in Eukaryota, Fungi, Mucoromycota, Mucoromycetes, Mucorales, Mucoraceae. Bases 1 to 687 code for a protein of 228 amino acids. The record is from RefSeq and is a predicted model, not a curated record. The transcript is spliced from 2 exons.
AUGGCUGAUACAGUAGCUUUAUGUGGAACAUGUGAGAGACGUUUUAAAAACUUGAGGGGCGUCAGAAUUCAUCAGUCAAAAGUGGCUGCUUGUCGUAACCAACCAGAUCUUGUAGAAGGACUGGAGUUGGAACCAGUAAUUUUAAUAGAACAAAGGAGAAGAGCGGUAAAUAUUCCAGUUCCUAUCCCAGGGCAAGGACUAUUACAACUACCAGUGCAGAGACCAGCUCAGAGACCAGCUCAGAGACCAGUUCAGAGACCAAUGCAAAUAACAAUGUGGAAUUUCCCGUACCAUGUAAUUGCUUUUUUCUUGGAGAUUAUCGCCUUUGGGUUCUUUUUGAUGGAUCGUAUCAGCUUUUUUAUGGCCGGUUAUUUUUUGACCUCUUGCUAUUUCAACGAGGCUUGCAAUCCUGGAUUUAAUGUGACUCCUUUACUCAUCAUUUAUGUGAAGGAAUUGAUAGAUCAGUUAAUUCCUUACACUAAAAUCGUAGUCGGGAUCUGGACAAGCUUAAAUAAUUCCUUUCAUUGGACUGUAAGAAGCGUGAUUCGAGCUUAUAACUGGACUACGGAAUUCUUAAAUCGAUCUUUUGAUUGGGUUUUGGACACUAUAGUCCGAAUUUUUAAUUGGAUCUGGAGAGGUUUAACUCGUGCCUUUGAUUGGAACUUUGGAAGACAACUACCAAAUUAA